Mustela erminea (ermine) is the source of this 1101-nucleotide messenger RNA. RefSeq names its product collagen alpha-1(III) chain-like. The record is from RefSeq and is a predicted model, not a curated record. Bases 1 to 1101 code for a protein of 366 amino acids. NCBI's taxonomy places the organism in Eukaryota, Metazoa, Chordata, Mammalia, Carnivora, Mustelidae. The transcript has 2 exons.
AUGCCCUCGCUCAAGCAAUCCUCUUUGCGUACCUACCAGGUGCCAGGCACUGGAGAAACCGUCCUCAACUCAGCAGACGGGCUCCCUGCCCUCUGGAGGGUAUCUGGGGCCCUGGAGACGCGCACAGGUGGGGCCUCUGGGCUGGAAGGAACGCGCAGGAGAGCCGGGCACUGGGGCUGCGGGACGGGCCCCGGCGGCCAGCCCCAGGCCGGUCAGGAAGUCAGCGCGAGGGCCCGCGGCGGGCAGGGCGGCCCGAGGCAGGCCGGACCCGCCGGGCGGGCAGAGCCUCCCGCAGGAGCCCCGAAGUCUCGCCGCCUCCGCUGGGCCGCGGCUCCGGGACGCGCCGGCGGGAACAGCCCCCGGCGGAGACGAGGGCGCGGCCGGGGCACAGGCACCCUGCAGGGUCCCCCGCUGCGGGACGCCGAGCGCGGAGGGCCGGCGUCGGGGCCUCCCCAGGGGCACCGCGCCCGUCUGAGCCGGGAGGCAGCGAGGGCGCGCGCUGGGCCCCAGGGACCCCCGACGCCCAGCGAAGCCCGGGCCGCACCGAGCGUCAAUCGGGGGCGGGACGCGAAGGACGCCGGCCCGGGUCCCCGCGGAGAGCCGCACGGAGCACCCCCACCCCGGGCCCCGGGAGCCCCCGGCCCGCUCGGCGGCCACCAGCGCGCCGAGCCGCGUCCGCCCUCCCCGCGCGCCCGCCGGCGUGGUUCCGCCCGCCGCCGGCAGCGUUACCUAGGAGACGGCCCGCCGCGGCCGCCGAGGCUCAGGCCGUGGGGGACGCGCCCCCACCGCGGGCCCAGAGCCCCGCCCGCCGGCCGGUUCCCGCCGGAGCCGCAGGCCGAGCGGGCUGAGGACCGGCCGAGGGUCGCCCGCCCGCCGGCACCGCGGGAGGAGCCUCGGCAGGCGGCGCGGCGCGCGCGGGGGCCGGGAACCCGCCCCGCGUCAGCGUCGUUGGCAGGGCCUCGGGACCAAUCGGAGCCCCAGCCCCGAGGCUCCGCUCCUGCAGCGCCAGCCAAUCGGCGCGGCGGCGGGCCCGUCCUGCUUUGCAUGGCCGGCGACCCCUCCGCCAAUUGGCAUAUGACUGGCGUGAAGGACAACCAAUGA